Molecule: messenger RNA, 4276 nt
Organism: Chanos chanos (milkfish)
Lineage: Eukaryota; Metazoa; Chordata; Actinopteri; Gonorynchiformes; Chanidae
Gene: rbm10
Product: RNA binding motif protein 10
Exons: 23
Coding region: 163-3090 (975 amino acids)
Biological process (GO): mRNA splicing, via spliceosome
Cellular component (GO): nucleus
Molecular function (GO): RNA binding
Source: RefSeq, a predicted model, not a curated record
CCGAGGUAUCCAUCUAUCGAACGUCAGCUCUCACCUCUAAGAUAAUCACUAUAAUCACAAUCAUUUUGUCAUACAUGCAUGACUACAAGAGAAGUCCUGGUGUGCAUGUUACCAGCAUCUUAGUGGAGUGAGGUGGGUGUGUCUUGAAGUCAUUUCUUCGACAUGGAGUAUGAGAGACGGGGUGGACGUGGGGACCGCAUGGGUCGCUAUGGUAACGAUGCAGAUGAGCAUGACUACAGAGACAUGGACUAUCGUGGGUAUGGUCAGGAGGAUCCACAACCAGGGUUAACUGGGAAAAACAUUGUUGAUGAACGACAGUAUGGACGUGACCACCGUUUUCAAGGCCUAAGAGAGUUUGCACCUGCUCAUUACACUGAAAACAGUCCUGGUUUCAGGCAAAGAGGACCACGAGAGUCUGACAGCAACCGACCUGGGAAAGCUCCACCCCGUCUUUCCCAAAGUCAGCCAGUCCAUACCAGAGCCCGGUUGGAGGAGAGAGAUUAUGAGUUUGAGCCUGAGCCUGAAGGACCACGUAGGGAUUAUCAGUCUUUUAGAGUGGGACAGAACAGCUAUUUAGACAAUCACACAACAAACCAGGGGGAGGGUAGUGAAGACAAGGGCUGGGGGAGAGUUGGGAGUAGGACCUCUUCAUCUCAGGAAGACUAUGGAAGUGUACGCCGUGGUGAGGAGGAGAAAUAUGCCAGAGGACCUGGCCAUAGACUGUGCCAUCAGGGUUUCUCAGAUCAAGCCCAGUGUGGUGGGAGAGAUGACAUCAGAGAGAGGGUCUAUCAUCCUGGCCCAGAGCCAGGCCUGGAUGAGCCAGACCUUCGGGACCAGGACUACCGUGCUGAUCUUGACCAUGGUCAGAAACCAAGCAACAUCAUCAUGCUCAGGAUGCUUCCUCCCAGUGCCACUGUCAAUGAGAUAAGGGCCCUGCUGCAGGAUCAGGGAAUCCAGCCCAGAGAAGUUCGUCUUAUGAGGAACAAGUCUUCAGGUCAGAGCCGAGGAUUCGCCUUCGUCGAGUUUAAUCACUUGCAGGAGGCCAGCCGCUGGAUGGAGACCAAUCAGAGGGUGCUCACUGUUUUGGGACAAAGAGUAUCCAUGCACUACAGUGAUCCAAAGCCCCGUGCCAAUGAAGACUGGCUGUGCAAUAAGUGCGGAGUACAGAAUUUCAAAAGAAGGGAAAAGUGCUUCAAAUGUGGUGUUCCAAAAUCUGAAGCUGAGCUUAAACUGCCUCUGGUGCAGAAGGACUUGCCCUUGGGGCAGUUAAAGGACUCAGCUCAGGGUUUACUGCCCCUCCCCACCAUCUAUCAGCCCUCUGCCCCUGUCCUGAACGUGAGCGCCCCAACACAUGCGGCCGAGGUGGCUAAUGACACUCUCAUAUUGAGGAAUCUUGGCCCUCAUACUACCUUGGAGGCGAUCCUCUCGGCCUUAGCUCCUUUUGCCACACUAUCUCCCUCCAACGUUCGCUUGAUCAAGGAUAAGCAGACCCAGCUGAACCGUGGCUUCGCUUUCCUGCAGCUCACUACCAUUGUGGAGGCCUCCCAGCUGCUCCAGAUCCUACAGGCGUUACAGCCUCCUCUUUCCAUUGACGGCAAAGUUAUCACAGUGGAGUUCGCAAAGGGCUCCAAACGUGAUGUGUUCUUGACAGAUGGCAGUCGUGUGAGUGCUGCCACAGUGGCCAGCACAGCCAUAGCUGCAGCCCAGUGGGCAGUAACCCAGAAUACACAGUUGUCAACUGGAUCCCAGUCAAGUGGUGACUUCACCUUGUACCAGCAGGGGGCAUCGGUGACUGGGUAUGGGCAGGAGAGUCAGGAGAAUGUGGGUGCUGAGACCCAGAGACUACCAGGGCCAGCAGUUGUAGUGGGCAGUAACUUGACUGCUUCUGGUGCACCAGGGAUAAUGGGAGCUUAUGAAGGUGGUGUUACCACCCCAGUGGUCUCCUCUGAGACAGACGUUUCUGGAGCUACUGCUGCAGUUGCGCCCACACAGGCACAAUCACAGUUGAUUACCACGGCAACCCUCACACAAUCUAAUCAGGUUCCUGUGACACAGCAGGUUGAAAUAAUUGGCAAACCUCAGCCUGCCCUCAGUCAGCCUGCCACGCCUGGGACCGCACUGGAGUGUCAGCAAUACCCUGAUCCUGAUGUCUCCACGUACCAGUACGACGAGAGCUCUGGCUUUUACUACGACCCUCUCACAGGCCUGUACUAUGACCCCAACUCUCAGUACUACUACAACCCCCAUACUCAACAGUAUAUGUACUGGGAUGGUGAGAAGCACACGUAUGUCCCUGCUCCAGCCCAGGCCUCUGCUGAGGCCAGUGAUUCUGUGGCUGGGAGCACAGCCUCCGAUCAUUUGGCCACAGCUGCCGGCACAAAGGACAAAAAGGAAAAACCCAAGUCCAAGACAGCCCAACAGAUAGCAAAAGACAUGGAGAGAUGGGCCAAAAGCCUGAACAGACAGAAGGAGAACGUGCGUUCUCUGGCCUCCACCUCCUCUGGUGCAUUACCCGGUCAGACGCGGCCAGGUCAAGGCAGGCUGGAUGAUAGACGGGAAUCUGCCAGUGCUGAUGCUGGUUAUGCCAUCCUGGAAAAGAAGGGAGCCUUGUCAGAGCGGCCACAAACUCUGAUCGAUCAAAUCAAGCGUCCUGAAGAGAGAGAGAGGAGCCCUCCACAGGCUUUAGUUGCAGCAUACAGUGGAGAGACAGACAGCGAGGAGGAGGGAGCAGAAAGAGAGGAGAGACUGACAGACUGGUCCAAGCUGGCGUGCCUACUGUGCAGGAGGCAGUUCCCCAGUAAAGAGGCACUACUGAGGCAUCAACAGCUGUCUGAGCUACAUAAGCAAAAUCUGGAGCAGAGGCGGGCCAGGCAAGCACAGCAGGAGGGGCUGGACAGAGCCGAUGUGGAGUUGAGAUACAGAGACAGGGCCGCAGAGAGGAGAGAGAAAGGCGAUCAUGUGGAACAGCCAGACACCAAAAAGAGGAAAUACGGUUCCAUUGAUGGGAUGGCAGGCAGCAGUCUUGGGGCUCGGAUGCUUCAGGGUGGAGUGAAGAAGGGGCUUCUUUCAAGGAACAUCCCAGUGGAGUGAGGGAGAUGUCUGGAUGUAUUGAUCCUCUCAGACUGGGUGCAUACGUUGCCCUUCUGCCCCACCUUUCACUUUGUUUUUGUUUGUUUGCUUGUUUUUGUUUUUUUAAUAUGACUUUGUGAACUAUGAGAACAGUGCUAGGAAACUGAUGACUAUGAAGUAUACUUAGAAAAUUGUUAAGAAAGCCCUGUUCGUCUUCCAUUAACAUGUGUUGAAAAAUUAACAAACUGUUUACUCUUGAUGUAACCAAUAUUUCAUCCUGCACCUCCUGAGAGCGUGGUCUUGGAUCUUUUAUCUUUGUUUAGUUUGAACUAAUUUUGAUCUGGUUAGAAAUAUAACCAGCAGCCCCAAAAGUUGUGGACAGAUGCAUACCUGAUGAAUUUGUUUUGCAUUUUGUGUAUUUGAUCUGAUGUCAUCCUGUGCGGUGUGCACAGGACAGACGUGCACAGUAAUAAGGUGGCAGUAUGCAAAUCGGGAGAUUGAACUAAUAUUCACUAUUAUUCACACAUGUAUUGAACUCAAGCAUAUGAUGUAAAAUAUGAAUAUAUGUGUUUGUGUGUGUGUGAGGUGUAUGAUUGCAUGGUUGUAUGUUUGAUUCUGAAGAACAGCUGUUUUUAAAUGUGUCUCUAUGUAUUUGAAGGUAGAGUGAUUGGGAUUUCUAUACUUUGGGAGCAAGGUUGUUCAAUUUUGAGUUGGUUUGACCCCACAGUCAGCUCUAAGCUAAGAAACCCAGGGGUUUAUAUUUUUCUCAGAAAUGCACUUUUUCAUGUGUCAGAUCAGACUAUAUGUGUACAAUAUAUAAUUACUUCCACCUCUGUCAGCUGUCAACAUAGAAAUUUGCCUGUUUUUGUCACAACAGAAAGAAUAGUGAUUGCAGUAAAAUCUUAUUUAUAUAAUGUAUGUGAAUACAAUUUUAUCAUUUGCUUGAUAUUUGUUUAUGUUAAUGGCCACAAGCUACAAUGGAUUUACAGAAUGGUGCUACAGAAUAGUGUUUCAGUCACUGAAAUCACUGAAAGUUAUGGCAAUCAUACCUCACACACUGAUUUGUGAAUCUAAUACUUUAUACCUUUUAAUUCUAUACAUAUGCAUUGCCUUUUACACACUCCAUAUGAGUUUGUCUUUUGCUGAAUCAUUGUGCAUUUUCCUCAGUUUGGGCUGCUUGUUUGUCAAGUGUUUCCAAACGUGCAUU